Molecule: messenger RNA, 2745 nt
Organism: Anopheles funestus (African malaria mosquito)
Lineage: Eukaryota; Metazoa; Arthropoda; Insecta; Diptera; Culicidae
Gene: Mccc1
Product: methylcrotonoyl-CoA carboxylase subunit alpha, mitochondrial
Exons: 3
Coding region: 117-2213 (698 amino acids)
Cellular component (GO): mitochondrion
Molecular function (GO): metal ion binding; methylcrotonoyl-CoA carboxylase activity; ATP binding
Source: RefSeq, a predicted model, not a curated record
ACUGUGCGUAAAACAUCCUAUAAACCUUGACACAUUCCAUGUGUGCAAUUCCACCUGUUGUGCUGUUGUGCUCUGCAGUAAAUAAACAUUUAUCCUGAAAAACAGACAAAUACAACAUGUUGCACAAACUACAAACUGCGGCGAGAUGUUCCCGACGUUUUGCCUCCGCUUGUACUAGCGCCAGCCCAAAAGUGGUUCAUCGCCAAAUCAAUAAACUGCUCAUAGCUAAUCGUGGAGAAAUCGCGUGCCGUGUGAUGCGAACAGCCAACCGGCUUGGCAUACGUACGGUUGCUGUGUUCUCCGAUGCGGACGAAAAAUCGCUUCACGUGAAACAAGCGAACGAAGCGUACAACAUUGGCCCGGCAGCAUCCCAACAGUCCUACCUUCGGGGAGAUAAAAUUUUGGCAGUGGCCAAAAACGCCGGAUGCCAAGCAAUUCAUCCCGGUUACGGAUUUCUGUCGGAGAACGUAGAAUUCGCUGAGCUAUGCCAACAGGAGGGAGUAACGUUUAUCGGUCCACCGGCAAGUGCCAUCCGGGACAUGGGCAUUAAGAGCACAUCCAAACACAUUAUGUCCGCAGCUGGAGUGCCGAUCAUCAAUGGGUAUCACGGAGAAGAUCAGUCGGACGAGAGGCUUAUGCAAGAGGCACAAAAGAUAGGGUUUCCGCUGAUGAUCAAGGCAGUUCGUGGUGGUGGAGGCAAAGGUAUGCGCAUUGCCGAAACUGAAGCUGAUUUUAUGCCCAUGUUGCAAUCUGCCCGCACAGAAUCGGAAAAAGCUUUCGGUGAUAGCGCAAUGCUGCUGGAACGCUAUGUACGAUCGCCAAGACACGUUGAAGUGCAGGUGUUUGCCGAUCACUAUGGCAAUGCGGUCUACCUGUACGAACGUGAUUGUUCAGUGCAGCGGCGACAUCAAAAGAUUAUUGAAGAAGCACCUGCACCGGGACUAUCGGAGGAGUUACGAAAACAGCUCGGUGAAGCAGCAGUUCGCGCCGCCAAAGCAGUAAAUUAUGUCGGUGCUGGAACGGUAGAAUUCAUACUGGAUAAAGAAGAUCUAUCGUUUCACUUCAUGGAAAUGAACACACGCUUGCAAGUUGAGCAUCCAAUCACGGAAAUGAUCACCGGGACGGAUUUGGUAGAAUGGCAGAUCAAGGUAGCAGCAGGCGAGCCUUUGCCGGUGAUGCAGGAAGAUAUCGUGAAGCGCGGGCACGCUUUCGAAGCUCGUAUUUAUGCCGAGGAUCCAGCCGGUGGCUUUCUUCCGGGUGCCGGCCCUUUGGACUACUUAUCGACUCCGGAACCAUCGAAUACAACGCGCGUUGAAACUGGCGUUCGUCAGGGCGAUGAGGUUUCCAUCCAUUACGAUCCGAUGAUCGCGAAGUUGGUUGUUUGGGGUGAAAAUCGGGCCAGCAGCUUGCAGCUGUUGAUCGAACAGCUGACCAACUAUCAGAUAGCUGGUUUGCAAACCAACAUAAACUUUCUGAUCGAUCUUGCACGGCAUCAACAUUUCCAAGCUGCAGACGUGCAUACGGGAUUUAUCGAGCAGCACAUGGACACACUGUUUCCGAAAAAAGUAAUACCUUCGGAGAAGGUAGUUCAGAUGGCGUUAACUCACAUACUAAACGAGCGCGUACAAGCUGGGGCCAGUUUGGGAAAGAAAACUGCUAGCCCAUUCGAUACCGAGUACGGUUUCCGGCCAAACUAUGGUGUGGCACGAUCGUUAAAAUUGAAAAUGGACGAUGUAGAGCAUACGGUGGAAAUAAUGACUAACGCCGAAGGGAGUUACGCUGUUCGCGUAAAUGCAAGCGAAUGGAUGAAAGUAUCGGUGCGUCGCAAACCCUAUAUGAACCGUUUCCUGCUGGAAACGAAUAUUGAGGGACACGUUUCAUGCUUCAACGCAGUCAUUUCCGGUGAAAAUAUCGCUCUUUUUGAUGAGAAUGGCAUGGUGGGAGGAGAAAUUAUUCAGCCACGCUUUCUCGUUACCGAAAGCUCGAUGGGUGGUGUGGAUGCUUCGAGUGUUACUGCCCCAAUGCCCGGUGUGCUCGAUAAAUUGCUCGUGAAGCCUGGAGACAGCGUGAAAGUAGGUACACCGGUAGCGGUGUUGAUCGCAAUGAAGAUGGAGCACGUUCUAAAAGCGGCCAAGGAUGGUGUGGUCAAAGCGAUCCCGAACGCAGAAGGUAGCAACGUUCGCAAAGGAGCUGUCUUGAUUUCAUUCGAAUGAAUAGGAGUAACCUAUUAAGCAAGAAAAGGAAUUGAUUCUGCAUUUAAUCUGUUCUAAACAGUCUGACACAAAGUGCAUUUAUUAGAAAGUAAGCAGCAGCUCGAUGAGAUACAGCUCAUUGAGAUAUGAUAGAGUAGCGCACAUUUUACCAUGCAGCGUUUAACGCUCUGAUAUAGUAGUAGUAAAAGAAACUCUACACAGGAACAAUAAUUUUAGUGACCAAAUAUCGAAGCUAUUGCUACAAAAAAAUCAUUGCCCACACCAAUACGGCUUAGCCUAAUAUUUGAUAUUUUAAAAAGUAUCAAAUUUAAAAAACUUCCACGUGCUAUAACGGGGCAGCGUUUAACGCUUCGUAGUAAGAUGAUUGUGAAUCAAAAUUUGUUAACUAAUACUUCCAUACCGUCGUAGCCUUCAAGGGACAACGAAAGUAACUUUCAGAUUUACACAAAGUGUAUAGAGCUUUUCCGCAUAGCAUUCACAACCUAACAUUCCAGAAUGAAUGAAGAAUAAAAUGUGCCAAAAAAGAAAGGAA